UCAUUUAAAACUUUUUUUGAAUACAAAUUCUUAAUUUUUCGGAAUUCAACGCUUAUUACUGGGAACCUAUACGUGUUUCUGUAAAGGAUCCUUCCAAAGGUGCCUUUGAUAGUUUUCUAUGAGGGAUCCUAUACACGUUACUCUACGGGAACCUGCGGCUAAUUUGAGAUGAUGAAUAUGAGUCUGACAGUUCCUUACCUGGAAUUUUACAACGGAAAUAAAAUGCCAACUUUUGGUCUUGGAACUUACUCGUCGAAGUCAAACGAAGUCGAAGAAGCCGUAAAAUAUGCUAUCGAUAUUGGUUAUCGUUACAUUGAUACCUCCUAUUUUUUAAAUAAUGAAAAAGAAGUAGGCAAAGCAAUUCGAGGGAAAAUUGAAGAUGGCACAAUCAGAAGAGAAGAUAUUUUUGUAGCAACGAAACUGUGGAAUACUUUCCAUAAAGAAGAACAAGUUAUUCCAGCUUGCAUAGAGUCAUUAAAGAAUCUUGGUUUGCAAUAUGUGGACCUAUAUCUUAUUCAUUUUCCAAUCGCGUUUAAGAAAGGAAAAGAAUUGUUUCCAGUAAAUACAGAAGGAGAAAUACAAACUUCUGAUGUUGAUUAUCUAGAUACAUGGAAAGGCAUGGAAGAGUGUUUUCGAAAAGGUCUUGUGCGUGAUAUUGGAAUCAGUAAUUUUAAUUCUGAACAAAUUACAAGAUUAUUGGCAUCGGCGACGAUAAAACCAGUCAAUAACCAGGUAGAACUCAAUAUCAACAUAAACCAGAAACGAUUGAUCGAAUUCUGUAAAAAUAAUGGUAUAACUGUUACUAGUUAUUCACCUUUAGGAAGACCUGGCUAUAAUAGUGAAAUUCCUAAUUUUCUGGAGAAUCGAAAGGCACAAUUAGGCGUUGCUUUAAUUCCCAGAUCACUGAAUGGUUCUCGAAUCAAAGAAAACUUUGUGAUUUUUGAUUUUCAAUUAAAGGAGGACGAAAUGAAAAUUCUUGAAUCUAUCAAAACUGGGAAGCGAAUAAUUUCAUUUGAAGAACUUAAAGACCACAAAUAUUAUCCAUUCGGGAUUCCAUUCUAAUUAUACGGCAUGCUGCGGAGAAAAUGUUUUUGGAAAUAUGAAACCUAU
Molecule: messenger RNA, 1110 nt
Organism: Belonocnema kinseyi
Lineage: Eukaryota; Metazoa; Arthropoda; Insecta; Hymenoptera; Cynipidae
Product: 1,5-anhydro-D-fructose reductase-like
Exons: 8
Coding region: 169-1062 (297 amino acids)
Cellular component (GO): cytosol
Molecular function (GO): aldose reductase (NADPH) activity
Source: RefSeq, a predicted model, not a curated record